UUUUGUCAGAGAUCUUUUGAAACACAGCUCACAACACACUCCAUUGGGUCUAUAUAUAUGUAUAGAAAGGUUUUAAUAUCGAAACACACUUAGAAUGGAAUGAAAUAUUGAUGUGCUGAGAAUAUAUACCUGGCUAUAAACUUAUUGAAUACACUUUAGAAUAACUUGUUUUAAAAGGAUACAAUAUCUGUUUUUUAAUCUGGAUUAGUUGUCAGUGCAGUUCUGUUGAAGAGUCAUUUAUUUUGUGUAAAUUUACAGUGCCAUAUCUAAAGUAUCUUGCCAUUGGAACUUUGAUUAACCUGGCCAUCUACAUGUGUAAUUAGUUUCAUAUAUUAUUUAUGUCUUUCUAGUCGGACAUAUUGGUGCAUUUGUUGUUGAUUUCUUGUCAGCCAUAUUUGUGCAUAAUUGUUAACUUCCAGUCUGACAUAUCUGAACUGUUGUCGAUUUCCAGUUGAACAUAUCUGAAUUGUUGUUGAUUUCCAGUUGAACAUAUCUGAAUUGUUUUUGAUUUCCAGUUGGACAUAUCUGAAUUGUUUUUGAUUUCCUGUGGACAUAUCUGAAUUGUUUUUGAUUUCCAGUUGGACAUAUCUGAAUUGUUGAUUUCAAGGUGGACAUAUAUCCAAACAUUUGUUGAUUUUAAUACAUAUUUGUGAAAAAUGAUGAUGUCAGUGAUAUAUAAUGGUAUGUCCUAUGAAGAUGGUGACAUUGAGGAAGAUAACAAACAGAACAAUAAUAUAACAGGGAUACAAACCAUAUCACAAACAGUCGAUCAUGGUCAGGGUGUCCUCAGUAGACAAAAGUCAAGAAAUAGUAGGACAAAUUCUGACAACUCUAGAACAAGCUCUAGAGACAUUCAGUAUGGGAAUAAUGGACAAACAAAUGGAGUGUAUAUACAGACUAUAUCUUAUACUGUUGACAGUUGUGUUAAUAAUAACAUUUUUACUCCUAUUCCACAAACAGAACCACCAAGACCCCCACCACCUAUUGUAGGUAAAGUUACACACUACAGUAUAGAAUUAUAUUGGGAAGAAGCCUUAGCCAAAGCUUAUGACGGUACUACUAAAGAUGCUGGCAGAAUUAAAAUUUGUUUACAAGAAGAAGAUAAACACAAUUCUUGGGGAAACAUAUACACAGGUUAUGGUAAGCGACAUACAGUUACGGGACUGGACCAUCAGACAGAAUACCAUUACAGAAUACGAUUUAUGAAUAACUAUGGCAACAGUGAAUGGAGUGCUCAUGUCAAUGUAUCAACAACAAAGGAGCCUCUGACAGGUGAACAUUUACAUAGAGCUAUUAUGAGAAAAGAUGUUGAGGAAAUAGAAAAGAUUUUAGACACAGGAUUUUACCAAGGGAGAGAUGUAAAAAUAGAUGUUCCAGAUAAAUAUGGCUUUACUGGUUUGAUGCAGGCCUCACAGAAAGGUUUUAUUGAAGUUGUGGAAUGUUUGUUAAAUAAUGGUGCUGAUGUCCAUUCAAAAAAUGAUGCAGGGAAAACAGCUCUUAUGUUAGCUAGUUAUUCUGGUCAGUUAAAAGUUGUCAAGAUUUUACGAGAAGCAGGGGCUAGAUAUGAUGAUUUUGACCGAGGUGGAUCUACUUCAUUGCAUUGGGCAGUAGAUGGAGGGAAUACAUAUUUAAUAGAAUGGAUGAUACAGGAUGGGGCUGAAGUUAAUAUACCAGAUCAUAAUUGUGGAUGGACACCAUUGUUAAGAUGUGCAUCAGUAAGUGGUAAGAGAGAUGUAGCCUAUUCACUACUCAGUAAAGGUGCCGACAUAAAUAAACAAGAUAGAGAUGGCAAAACUGCAUUGAUGAUAGCUAUAAUUAACGGCCAUCUUGAACUUGUGGAGUUACUGUUAAAAAGAAAUGCAGACUUAACUGUCAAAAAUGAGUAUGGGAAAACAGCUUAUCAGAUGGCACAGUCAAUGGAAAAAAGGCGGAUAUUGCGCUCCUUAGAUGAACAUGUGGAAUAUAAAGGACUGAAAGGAAUAAAAAUAUGAUUUCUGACCUGAUUUUAGCAUUUGACAUUGGGUAAAACUGCAAUAUAAUAUAUAUUACAAACAGCAGUGGAGUGCCAAACACAGAGUCAUCGAACUUUUAUUCACUUCUUUGAAUACAGCUUCUUCUUCAGUAAUUGAGAUAGCUAAUUCAAAUUCAAAGAUGAAUGGAUCCAGCAAGUCAAAAACUCCAUUAUUGACAAUUCAGGAUGACUACCACUUGCACGAUAUGAGUAACUUAGAUGCAAGGAUAAAAUUUUAUAAUCAAACAUUUGAAUCAUUAUAUAUGAAUAUAACUUACAAUGGUCCUUUCAGAUUGUUUUCCAUGAAGUUUAAUAUUUUGAAUUUAUCAAAUUAUUUAUAUGAAUUUUUCAUGUUAAAGGUCAUAAGCCAAAUUUUAUGAUAUCUUCUAUUGAAAAAUGCUUUUGUUAGUUUAAGGUAUUUUUUAUUUGAAUCAAAAGCAGUGGGUUCUGUUGAUUAAUUAUCACUCAUUUCAGUAGAGCAUGCAAACAAAAAUCUUUAAGAAAAAAACAGAAAUUGGCAUAACCUGUCUUUCAUUUUCUUCUUACAAAAAACCAAUCUUCAAAUUUCUAGAAAAAAAAAGAAAUGUUAAAGUUUGUACAUAGUAUAAACCAUAUCGAAUGAAUUCUAGUAUAGAGUAGUAUAUAACUGGUAUGAGUACAUGCCAUUGUUUAUUUUGGAUGUAGUUUAUACAUUUUAAUGGCAAAUCUGUCCCAAACUUAUUCCAAAAAAAACAGUUGAACUUUUAUAAGUGACUUUAUAAGACGAAACAAAAUGAAAGGAUCUGGAUAUAUUAAUACAGUGUUGUUUUUUGUAUGCAAUAUAUAUAGAAUAUGCAAUUUCAAAUACAGAAUCAAAUGUAUGGUUGGGGUUUUGAUUGGAUCAUGAAGACACUGUGUACUUUACCAAAUGUUUGGUUGGGGUUUUGAUUGGAUCAUGAAGUCACUGUGUACUUUACCACACCCUGCAUAUAUUGUUUUGAUUUUGUCCUUCACCUCCCUUCAAGUUUUAAUGGAAGUACUUUCUAACCCUUGACCCCCAAAACAUCAAGCUCUUUCAGAGUCCAGAUUUAAAGAAAAACUAUGUAUGACCUUUACAACAAUUGAAAAAUUAUUUUAUAUCUUUAGGAAGCAUGUGAUUAAAUUCUAGUAAGACAUGUAAUAAGAACUAUGACAUUUGGUUGUAUUAUAUAGUAACACAUUGAGGUUUAUUUGUUCAGAAAUAUAUUUUUAAAAUUAAUUUUCUGAAGUGCAGCUACCUGGUAUUAAAGGGUAGCAUCGAGGUGUUUAAGGAAUUUUUAUUGGAUCAAACUGAAUAAACAAAUUGAUUUAUGCAAAAACAAAAAAAAUAUAAAUGUUAAAAUAAAGCAUGAUUGUCUUUCAAUUUUUUCUGAUGUAGAUAAUUAAACGAAGAAUAUAAAUACUUAAAUAGUUUGGUGUGGACUUCCUUAUCCAUCAAUAUGAAACUUGUGAUUGGAGAAAAUAGUGAUGAAAAUAUUGUUUACCUCAACCCCUUGCUGACAUGAACAGGUGGGAGUGAUAUUUUAAUGUUAACAUUGUAAGCCACAAGUCAAUACAAAAAAAAAGUAAAUGGGAGAAUAACACUUCUUAAAAUUAAAUUAUGAAUUAUUAUAGAAAUUUACCCUUAUUUCCUUGUCAUGGUAUUGUCUUUCUAGAGGAGAAAAAAGAUCGUGCAAGAACUCUAUCUUGUCCAGUAAUCCUUGUUAGGUCUGUUAAAUUUAUUCACUGUGAAUCACAUAUUUGUUAAACACAGGGGUUAUUUAGGCCUAGACACAUUUCAAAGACACUUAUCUAUAGUUGAAGAACAUAUGGUUUCCUCAUGUUUUUGGGUUGCUGUCUCAUUGAUGUAUACCUUAUAUAUCCUAUUUUUCAUAUGAAAUUGAAAAAUUAAAAAAACUACAAUUUUUAGUUUUAUAUGGGACUCUUUUUCAAACUUCAUUGGUAGACAUAAUGUUUGACAUAUUAAUAUUACUAAGUAGUGAUAUAAUACACUUGUAACACAGUUAGGACCAAUCUUCUUUGCAUUUAUUAUGAUUUUAGUAAAUGUGUUAAAAUAGCGAAUUUGUGUCAAAGUUGUUGUGUUUUAGUUAUUUCAAAAUAUUUAUUAUUAAUAAACUGUUGCACUGUUAUCAAAUUAUUUGUAUUACAUUCUUAUAUUUGAAUGAUCAUUAAUUUCUAUUUUAAUAGAAGUGAGUGAGCAUUUUAUAAUUAUCAUAAAAUGUAAAACAUUGUGUUAUUUUAGAAAUGGUGUUGAAUCAGAUUUAACAGUUAUUGUUUCAUUUAUACUAUCAUUCAUUCUGGAAAUAAACUUUUUAGGUAUAUUAACUGAAAGUGCAAGAAAACUACUAUCAUUUCACCUUCGAGGUCACUUAAUACAUUGUAAAAGUUUACAGGGGUUAUUUUUAUGAAUGCUAAGAUGCAAAAUUGUACAAAUAUAUGCAAGUCCGUCUGAAUAAUUUCUCAGCAUGAUUGUAAUGUACGGCUAUAUGAAGCCUUUAUUUUAAUUGUUUUUUUUGGAAGCUUUGUAUGUAAAAUCUUAAUGAAGCUUUGUAUGUAAAGUCUUAAUGAAGCUAUGUAUGUAGUCUUAAUGAAGCUUUGUAUGUAAAGUAACACAUAGAUGUGGAAUAACCAAUCAUUUUGUUCAGAAUUUAAGGUUUUAUAUUAUAAUUCAUAAACAACUGUUAGUAUGUACCUACUAAUAUAUGCUAAGAUACAAUUCUUGUGGUAUUAAAAGCUGUAAUUCUGCAGGAAAAAGGAUUAAUUCAUUUACCUUGCUUCUACAUUUUGCAAUAUCUUUGUGGUUUUAUUAUGUAUUUAAAUGUAUCUGCAAUAUAUUUACUCAGUUCAGGUAUUUAGACUACUCAAGAUUUGUACUCAAUAUAUGCAAUAUUGAUUUGUGUUGGUAAUGCUGCUUUUGUAGGUCCUACCAAGGAGUAUAGUACUUAUAUAGUGAUGCAUGCUUAAGGGGCAAACUACCACUUUCCAUUUGAUUUAAAUACAUGUGUUGACAUACAUGACUUCUUGGUCAUUUAAUGUGUAUCUAGUUUAUUCUAAUACCACAGAAAUAAAAGAUAAUUUUCCAAAUGUAGCAUCUAACUUGAUCUAAAAAUAACUGAAAGUAAGAGUGAACUAUAAUUCUUUGUGAGCUGUCACAGCUUUUCAGAGGUUAUGUCUCAUGUAUGUCUAAGCACAUGCACUUCAUAAAUAUAAGAUUCCUCUCCAAUCAUAUUAUGUAUGUUAAGUAAAUGAAUACUGUUGAUCUCAUCAUUGUACAACAUUGAGAUAGUCAUACUGCUGAUGAAUUUAUAUUUUUUCUACAUUCCAUUUUUGUCCAUGCCGUCCUUGAUAGAAUUGUUCCGUCCUAGAACCAAAUAUUUACAUUCCAUUUUUGUCCAUACCGUCCUUGAUAGAAUUUUUCUGUCCUAGAACACAAUAUUUACAUUCCAUUCAUAUAUAUGUAAUUUUAAUGAUAAUAAUUCUUGAUAAAUAUUUUUGUUUAUGUAUAUGUUAUUAUUACAAUCUGUCAUUAAUAAAAUCAAACAUUCAUGUUA
Molecule: messenger RNA, 5580 nt
Organism: Mytilus californianus (California mussel)
Lineage: Eukaryota; Metazoa; Mollusca; Bivalvia; Mytilida; Mytilidae
Product: fibronectin type 3 and ankyrin repeat domains 1 protein-like
Exons: 11
Coding region: 657-1991 (444 amino acids)
Biological process (GO): regulation of apoptotic process
Cellular component (GO): nucleus
Molecular function (GO): protein binding
Source: RefSeq, a predicted model, not a curated record